AGGACGGCGCCAUGGGCCGCGUCCUGCGAACCCUCUGCUUCCUCCUGCUCGUCACCUCCUGCCCCUGCGCCGUCAUCACGGGGGCCUGCGAGCGGGACCCGCAGUGCGGCAGCGGGACCUGCUGCGCCGUCAGCCUCUGGCUGCGGGGGCUGCGGAUGUGCACCCCCCUGGGGCAGGAGGGGGACGAGUGCCACCCCUUCAGUCACAAGGUCCCUUUCUUCGGGAAGCGCCAGCACCACACCUGCCCCUGUUUACCCAACUUCAUCUGCUCCAGGUUCCUCGACGGCCGCUACCGCUGCUCCCUCCACUUCAAAAACAUCGAUUUUUAGGGCGAUGCUCCCGGC
This is a messenger RNA of Chroicocephalus ridibundus (black-headed gull), 344 nucleotides long. It is a transcript of the gene PROK1, whose product is annotated as prokineticin 1. Bases 12 to 329 code for a protein of 105 amino acids. The record is from RefSeq and is a predicted model, not a curated record. The transcript has 3 exons. NCBI's taxonomy places the organism in Eukaryota, Metazoa, Chordata, Aves, Charadriiformes, Laridae. Gene Ontology annotation, biological process: endothelial cell proliferation.